AUUUGAUCAAGGAGCUAGGGUUAGCAAAGUCUCUCUCUCUACAUCCGCCGGCCGCCGCUGUCACCUUCUCCACCGCCAGCAUGGGUCGUAUGCAUAGUGGAGGGAAGGGUAUCUCCGCAUCUGCACUGCCAUACAAGAGAACUCCUCCCAGUUGGCUCAAGAUCUCAUCUCAAGAUGUCGAUGACAACAUCUUCAAGCUCGCCAAGAAAGGCAUGACUCCUUCUCAGAUCGGUGUCAUUCUUCGUGAUUCUCACGGAAUUGCCCAGGUCAAGAGCGUUACAGGAAACAAGAUCUUGCGUAUCCUCAAGGCUCACGGACUUGCACCUGAGAUUCCCGAGGAUCUUUACCAUCUGAUUAAGAAGGCCGUUGCCAUUAGGAAGCAUCUUGAGAGGAACAGGAAGGACAAGGACUCCAAGUUCAGGCUCAUUCUAGUUGAGAGCAGGAUUCAUCGUCUUGCCCGUUACUACAAGAAGACUAAGAAGCUUCCUCCAGUCUGGAAAUAUGAAUCUACUACUGCCAGUACUCUUGUUGCUUAGAAGGAGGUGAGUGAUGAUCAUCCAGCUCUUCUGCUGAUACUCUUAGGCUGCCUGUUUUGCUCCAUUCUAGUUUUACUUUAGUGUUGAAAUGACUUAAACCAAGUUUGACUUAAAUUAUUGAUAGUGGAAUCCUUUGGAUAUGUUAGACAGUUUUGAAUGUUAUCACU
Impatiens glandulifera is the source of this 703-nucleotide messenger RNA. Its product is annotated as 40S ribosomal protein S13-like. Gene Ontology annotation, biological process: translation. Bases 81 to 536 code for a protein of 151 amino acids. The record is from RefSeq and is a predicted model, not a curated record. Lineage: Eukaryota; Viridiplantae; Streptophyta; Magnoliopsida; Ericales; Balsaminaceae. Gene Ontology annotation, molecular function: structural constituent of ribosome; small ribosomal subunit rRNA binding. The transcript has 5 exons. Gene Ontology annotation, cellular component: cytosolic small ribosomal subunit; ribosome; nucleolus.